AGAAAAAAAAAGAGCAUUCCUUUUGGCUCAAUUCAAUUUUCCCUCUGGUUCCCGCUCACCAUUUUCCAUUUCCCAUUCUUCAAAAAACAAAUAUUAUUCCGAACAUCUGCAAAAGGGGAAGAAGUGAUAACAAUGGUGGGAGGCAAUACAUUUGCGAAGACAAUUUGCUCAAUAUGCUAUGAGGAUCUCAAACCUGUUGUCGAAGACCUUCAGUCCAUUUCUCUUUGCGGCCACGUCUUUCACGAACUCUGUCUUCAGCAAUGGUUUGAGUAUUGUACAAAUGGAAAGAAGAAGAACUGCCCAGUUUGCAAACAGACCUGUACGGAGAAAAACACAAAUAGGCUUUAUUUCCAAUCAGUUGGUGAUCCAAAUGAUCCUAGUCUCUCCCAGCAACCACAUGACUUUGAAGGGGGGACUCCCUGCGAAUUACGCAAUGAGGUCAAAAGGUUAGAGGGAAAAGUUUUAAAACUGGCUUCUACUCUGGAACAGCAACAGGAAGAUCUCAAAGAAGUUAACGUUGAGUUUUUCAGGUGCAAAGAGCAGUUGAAAGUAGAAGUGGCUCUAAAGAAUGAAGCUAAAAAACAGAAGACAACCAUUCAGCAGUUGCUUAAUGUUAAAUCUCAGGAGCUAGAUCAAUCAACCUUGGAAUGCAGAAGACUGCAAGAAAGAAAUAUGGCCCUCGCUAAGGAGCUUGCAGCACUCAAGCUAGUCUGUGAUGUGAACUUGGGGGAAGCAGAGGUCUUGAAGCUUGCUUCGUUGGGGAAUGAGGCCAACAGUAAAGAGACAAUUGACGUCUUGAAAAAGUCACUGGUCAUCCGUAACAAGAGUUACAAAGAAUUGAUGACCAAGUGCAACACCCUUGGGAGGGGAGAGGCUCGUUCUCUUGGUAAGCUUGAGAAGGCCAGAGAGAGGAUAGAUAAGCUCAAGGCAAGAGUUCAAGAGCUUGAGAUGGCUGUUGAAGGAAGAGACAAUGAAAUUUUGAGAACUUUGAGAGCUUCCAAGAAUUUUGAAGUAGAAUCUAGAAAAGGUUUUAGUAAAGAACCGAAAGUUGUCAAAUGCUCACACGAGAAUCAGAAAAAGGAACUUUCUGAGACAGUAGUGCGUUUGCAUCAGGUCACUGGCUCUGGUCAUGAUUCUGGUCGAGGGGAAAAAAGAAAGCUUAUGUAUAAUGAUGCGAGCGAAAAAGAUACAACAGAUUAUAUGAUCACUAGUUGUCUUGAUCAAGAUAAUCAGGAGAAAAACUCUUUACAGGUAAAUAAGCUUGAAGACAUUUUGGAGACUUCCAGUUAUGUGCAUGGAGUAUCAAAUCGCAAACUGAAUCCACUAACUGACCAUAAGAAGUCAGUCCAUGAGAGUGUUUUGUCAAGGUUGAAGGUAAGUUCGGGGACUGCAGAUGGAACUCAAGUAAAGGUAUCAGAUAACAAGGAUGAACUUUCAGGCUUAAGGAAUUGUGGAAAGAACAGUACAGUAAACAUUUCACCUGUAACUAUUCUUGAUGACGAUGAUCUUCUCCCUCUAGAUGACUUUACUCACCGUGAGCCCUCAUUUAACAUCAGAAAAGAGAGUUCUUCGCCAACUUCACUUGCUGAACUAGGAGAGCAUUGCUUCUCCGCUGGAUUAUUAGGUCCUGAUGGAACAAACAGGCACUUGGGAAAAUGGUGUAAGAAGGUGCAGAACAAGGGAUCUGCAGGGUUGCAAGGAGCAGGUGGAAAAUCUGGUGAUUUGAUUUCUGUCGGAGCUGAUGGCAGAGGCGGUAGUAUUAAAGUUCUCCGAUCAAUAAAUCAGCCCUCUAUGGACAAGGAGAGUGCAGUAUCAAUAAAGAGAUGCAAGUCAGGCACAAAAGCAAGUAGUUCACAGUCUCAAGGAUGCUUGCAAAUAGAACAUUUCUUCAGAAGGGCUGGUUAAUAGCUCUGUACUCAAUGGCACUUGUAGAAUUCUGCCCUGUAUAUUUUUUAUAAAGAUAAAAUAUGAGCAGCCAUUCAUUUUUCAGCCUUUAGAUUUGUACUGUUAGCUAGAUCUGGUUUUACCACCUUUUACUCAAAAAUACUUAAAAGAGAUCAAUGUGUUGUGCUGUAAAUACAUCUCUUGUAGUUUACAUCAAUAUUCAUUCAUCAGUCAUAAAACUAUAGAGGUGUUAGUCCAAAGCA
Molecule: messenger RNA, 2147 nt
Organism: Lycium ferocissimum
Lineage: Eukaryota; Viridiplantae; Streptophyta; Magnoliopsida; Solanales; Solanaceae
Exons: 9
Coding region: 133-1905 (590 amino acids)
Source: RefSeq, a predicted model, not a curated record